Striga asiatica is the source of this 2097-nucleotide messenger RNA. NCBI's taxonomy places the organism in Eukaryota, Viridiplantae, Streptophyta, Magnoliopsida, Lamiales, Orobanchaceae. The record is from the annotation of a GenBank genome assembly.
AGCAAACUGAGAAAACCCUAAAUCGAUACGGUCUAUUUAAUCAUUAAUGGGAGCAAAUCUUUCCCGCCAUUUUUUCCUGCGCUGGUCACAGUUGGUAAUCGAAAUUGACCGCUCCAGAUCGCAAGAAUGGACGACGAAAUCAAAGCAGAGUUCGCGAGGAACGGCUUCAUCUUGGAUGAUGAGGAGAAAAUUAUCUCGCAAUGUCAGGCAUUUUGCAUACAGUACAAGCUCAGUGCUUCAGAUCUUGUGUCCAGCUGGGAGGCGUACUCGCUCAACUGGAAGCUGGAUUUGACCGUGCAGAGCUCGCAUAUGGGUGCAUUGUUAGAACAACUGCAGAGUGACCAGAUUGAUAAAGUCAGAGGAAAAGACUCCGAUAAACACAAAUAUCAUGAGAUGCCCUCAGAUUCAUUAAAGAAAUCAAAUGGAAGCAAAUUAAAUUCAGAAAAAUCUCUAGAUUCAGUGACAGCCUUUGGGUUAAGAAAGAACAAGUUCAUCAUACAAACAAUGCUUAAUCAACAACCUAGCACAGAGAGCAUUAAAGUUAAAGAGCAUAAUGAGAAUUCUGAUGAUGAUAUCAUCGCGAGACUUCAACCCAGCAAAAGAUGUCACUUGCGAAUAAACACAUCUCAGCCAGAGCAAGGUUGCAGGUUCAUGUUUGAUAGACUGGAAGACAAGUUCAACUACCUGGAAAGUUGCAUCAAAAGGAGGGCAUCUGCUUAUGUAUCUUCAGGGAAGUAUGAGGAACCAGUUGAUCCUUCUGUAGCUUCUCAGAAAAGCGUGUUUUCUGUUGGUAUGAUCUGUUGUGAAGAAGAAGGUCGUCUGAAGGAUAAGCCUGUAUUGCUGCAAAGCAGUGUUGAGCAUUCUGGAGGGCAGCGUGUUCGUCUUGACUUGCAAAAGUUAGAUCAAUUUUCUAUUUUCCCAGGCCAGGUAGUGGCUGUCGAAGGGCAUAAUCCUAGUGGUCAUCGUCUCAUUGCAUCAAAGAUUAUCGAUUAUGUGCCAUUUUCUGUUACUCCUCCAUACUCUACCAAAAGACAAGCUUUGGAUCACAAUCAUCAGUUAACCAAUCCCUCGCACAAUAUGGCGGAGUUGUCGUUGAUUGUUGCUGCGGGUCCAUUUACUACAAGCGAUAAUUUGUUAUUUGAGCCUCUAACUGAGCUUUUAGCCUAUGCACGCCGAAAGCAACCUCAGUUGCUUGUCCUGCUAGGGCCAUUUAUUGAUUCUGAUCAUCCAGUGCUUAGCAAAGGAUUUGUUGAUCAGACCUUUGAUGAAAUGUUUCACCUUCAGAUCCUUGAAAAGCUUCAAGAUUAUGUUGAGUGCAUGGGUUCUGUAGCGCGCGUGAUUCUUAUGCCAUCCAUCAGGGAUGCACAUCAUGACUUUGUUUUCCCUCAGCCUGCUUUUGAGAUCCAUCCUACAUAUUCUAGUCAUCAGGUAGUCAGCAUCUGUAACCCAGGAGUGUUCUGCGCUAAUGAGGUAAAUGUGGCUUGCUGCACAGUGGACAUAUUAAAACAUCUUAGUGCAGAGGAAAUUUUUCGGAAUCCACCAGGAGAAUCUAAACAGCGACUGGCUAAUCUAGCAAAGCAUAUAUUGAGCCAGCAAAGCUUCUACCCACUGUAUCCACCUGCAAAAGAAGUUCCUUUGGAUUUUUCUUUCGCGGAGAAAGCACUCAGAUUCUCUUUGAUUCCAGAUAUACUCAUUUUACCUUCAGACUUGGCUCCGUUUGUGAAGGUUCUCACCGUUGGAGGUGGAGAUGAUGCAGAACUCAAGUGCAUCUGUGUGAACCCUGGAAGACUUUCCCGAGGCGAAGGCGGGGGUUUCUUUGUAGAGAUUAAUUACAACGGGAAUCCAGAGAUGUCAAGUGCUUCAUUAAUCCGCAUAUAAAUGUCAUUUUCUAAUCUCUUAUGCAAAGUUCAGUAGUCUAAUAUUUUUGUCGAACUAUGUAAAAUAUUAUGCAUCAUUACGUGAAAAUCCCAAAUGAACGUUUAAUUCUGCCCCUCCAUCUUUACUACUAUGCAUCUACUGCAUAUGACGAAUAUUUCGAUGGUUUUUUAACAAUAAUAACUUUCAAUUGGCAACAUAUUGGCAAUGGAAUUAGGACCA